AUGUCUCCCGGGUCGCGCCUUUUCGUAUUGCUCCCUCUGCUGUGGUCCGGUGUAUCUGCUAAGCCAGCGGGACCCGGAUACUUUCCUCCUGGCUAUCACUCGCCUCCCGUGAACGGUUCGGAUGGAGAGGUAUCUGUCAAGGCGUAUGGGUUGAUUGAGCAAUAUGAUUCCAGUAACUGGCUGGACAAAUUCGAUGUUCAGGCUAUGGCAGAUCCGACCCACGGCUUCGUCAACUACGUCGACGCAGGAAGAGCGCAACAACUAGGCUUGAUCCGCAACCAGGGCAGCCAAGUCUACAUGGGCGUCGACUCCUGGGUCAGUUCCCCAUUUCUUAGAUGCCCAUACUAUAGAAUCCUUCCCACAUCAAUUCUCGUCCUUCUCCGUCCCCGUAUAUCUCGCAACCCCUCUAACCCUUCCCAGACCCGUCUCAACCCCUCCGGCCCGGGCCGCGACAGCGUCCGCAUCCAAUCCAAACGGGGCUACACGCGCGGCCUCAUCAUCGGCGACUUCGCCCACAUCCCCGGCACGGCGUGCGGCUCCUGGCCCGCCUUCUGGAUGGUGGGCCCCAACUGGCCGAACCAGGGCGAACUCGACAUCAUCGAGGGCGUCAACCUCAACCAGAACAACCAAGUCACAUUGCACACGUCCCCGGGUUGCAACGUCCAUGUCGGAGACGGCGGCCAGACGGGCCGCAGCGUGGGCAACCAGGACUGCGGCGCGGGCGGCGGGUACACGGGAUGCGGUGUCGAGGCCGUGGGCCAGCCGACGAGCUAUGGCACGCCGUUCAACGCGAAUGGCGGGGGCGUGUAUGCGGCGCUGUGGACGGAUGCCGGGAUCAAAGUCUGGUACUGGGCGGCGAGGGAUGUCCCUGGGAAUAUCAGGAAUGGGAAUCCGGAUCCGAAUAGUUGGGGGGUGCCGCAGGCGAAUUUCGCGGGUUGCGAUUUCGCGGCCAAGUUUCGCGAUAUGCAUAUUGUCUUCGACAUCACCUUCUGCGGCGACUGGGCCGGGGGCGUCUGGGGCCAGUCGAGCUGCGCGCAGAUGAAUCCGAGCUGCAAUGCCUAUGUCGCGGAGCAGCCGCAGUCGUUUGCCGAUACGUACUGGCUCAUCAAUUCCAUCAAGGUGUACGGCGUCUAG
Molecule: messenger RNA, 1134 nt
Organism: Westerdykella ornata
Lineage: Eukaryota; Fungi; Ascomycota; Dothideomycetes; Pleosporales; Sporormiaceae
Product: endo-1,3(4)-beta-glucanase-like protein
Exons: 5
Coding region: 1-1134 (377 amino acids)
Biological process (GO): glucan catabolic process
Molecular function (GO): hydrolase activity, hydrolyzing O-glycosyl compounds
Source: RefSeq, a predicted model, not a curated record